CCUUAUUCUAAAAAAAGAUCCAGGAAGUAGCGUAACAAACGAGAUGUGUGUGAAGUAUACGCUAUAUGGUGUGAACUCGUCUCAUGACGUUGACGGAAUACUCAAAUGCAAAUUACUUUAACAUAAUUGUUUAACAUAAAGGACAUGUACGAUAUCGUCGCCUUUCAUGCUCAGCUAGCCUCCAUCAUUGAGGUUUUGGCAAAUGCAGCCGUUGCCGAAAUCUGCAAACUUGUAGAUGACGGCGAUGCUGCCUUACGUUUGGAAAUUUCCCAUAGUCAGAAAGAAAUCGAUAACCUGCGGAGGAAGCUGCUUUUGACAAAAUUCCAGAAUUCUCGACGAAGCACAGAAAGAGUUGGACCCCUGCGACGCACAGUUCACAGGCGCGUUGAUAGCAGUCAUAUUGUUCGGGGAAGAGGGAGUUUCGUAGGAAAGUCAACAGGAUUCUCUUUUCUGGUGCAGUGGAAAAUCGUCUUGAGGACAGUGAUGGAGGCAACUUUAUGCAGGAUGUCACCAACUGGAGAGACGCAGGACUCACAGGGACAGACCAGGAUGGGGGCAUGCAGGUCAGUUGACAUAGACUCGACGGCAGAUAUGCAAGAGGCACCUCUUAUCAAAAUGGAGAACUUUCACACCAGCAGAACAGAAGAGAUUGUCCAACCAGUCAGUGAGAGCAGUGAGAAGAUCAUUGUAGCAGAACCAGGUUCUUCAUCAUCUACUGAAACCAUAGGCCUUCUGGACCAGCAGGGCAACAGACACAGAGCUCCAGACACCUCACUCAAUAUAGAACCUGAAAACCAGACGUUCCAGCAUCCAGCGUCACAAUACAACAGAGCAAGACAGGACCAUCAGGUUGCUGAGGGUGUGACCUGGGAAACUGACCAUCAACCCAUAGAAUACAGCCUGUCCCAAUGGACAGAGAACCAAGAGACUGACAACCCAACUGUGAAUGCUCCUCACAAUGCAGGGCCAGACUCCAAGAGGUUGUCUGGACAUCCAGAGAGGAGAGGGGUGCCUGGUAACUCUGGGGUCUGCAUGUCUGCUUCAGGCUCUCUGGACUGGCUGCCUGAUGUGGUGAUGGUGGACUCAGUUCCCAUUAAAGUGGAGGCAGAUAUGAGUUCAGAAUGGAGCAUAACUGGCCAAGAGGUGACAUCUGGAGAGGUUUGUUCAGAAAGCAGGCAGCUUGUAGACAACAGAGGAAGAGGGAGAAUGGAGUCUGGACAGACAAAGUGUCCCCAUGACACUCAAAACACAGAGCAAGCGACAACUCUAGGAUCAAGGUCCAAGAUGUCGGAUUUCAAUGGACUGUCCACCCGAAACAGCUUUUCAUCCCCAAGGGUUACUCUCCACCAGGUUCCCCAAAGAGGGAAGCCAGCCCCCUUCCCGAAUUUCAGAGGCUCCACUUCUUCAUCGAAAGGCAUAGAAAAGCAGCAACAACAGCUGAUGUCUCACUCCACCCAGAGGCAGCUCCGGUGCAGCCUCUGCGGAAAGCUCUUCCACCAGCUGGCAAACCUGCGGAGUCACAUGCGGGUCCAUACGGGUGAGAAACCGUAUGGCUGCAGCCACUGCACCAAGCGCUUCUCCCACAGCCACCAGCUGAAGAUGCAUGAGAGGGUGCACACCGGAGAGAAACCGUUUCAAUGUGUCUACUGUGGGAAGUGCUUCACCCAGUCUGGCCACAUGAAGAAGCACCUCCUUGUCCACACUGGUGGCAGGCCACAGGACGUUGGGCUGCCCUGAGGGUAGUUUUUCUACACCACGUGACCAGACCAGGGAAAAACUGGUCUUCCCCCAUAGUUCCUCUUCCACCCUAGUUGUAAGGGGAAUGGCUCCACACUACUGGGGUUUUCAUAUGAACACUGGGUCCAUGUGUUUUUAACAGUUUGCAUAGAUACCCCAUUGAACGCUUCCUCUGUGUGUAGUGUUUUCAGUUCAGCUGGCUUGAUGCUUGGUCCAGAGUGAACUGAUAAUGUAUAUUAUUAAAGGUGAAGAUUUUAAACAUCACAUUUGAGUCAGUUAGCAGACACUCUUAUCCAUAGCAACUUACAAGUGCAAUAAGAGUUAAGUACAUUGCUCAAGGCACAUCAACAGAUUUUUCAGCUUGGUUGGCUUCGCAAUUCGAACCUGUGACUUUUCGGUUACUGACUCAAAGCUCUUCACUGCUAGGCUACCUACUGCUAGGCUACCUACUGCUAGGCUACCUACUGCUAGGCUACCUACUGCUAGGCUACCUACUGCUAGGCUACCUACUGCUAGGCUACCUACUGCUAGGCUACAUCCUUAUGAAUUUGUUACCAUCGUAUUCAUAUCAAACAGCAGUUACGAGUUCAGGAAGCACUGGACAGGUGCCUAGGUGAGCGAGGUCUGUUGGUGGUCGAGAGCUCGUUUUUGUUUUUACUUGGAUGAACAGAGCCGGAGAGGAGGAGGAAGGCGCAGGGUUCCCAGAUGCCAGCACACUCCUGGGUCUGGAAAAGGACCUGGCGACCCAGCAGUUGCAAGGAGAGAGAGUGCUGACUGGAAUGGUAAGCUGCCAAUGUUUGUGAUACAGGGUUUAAUAUGGUUGAAUUUGUAGAGAGUUCAGUAAAGCCGUAUUGAUCCCCCUCUACCCUUCCCAUCAUAUUCUGCCUAGGAAAACUAUUUUCUAUUUACAGUUGCAAUGAGAUUUUGAGUCCCAGAAUUAGAAUGAAUAGAAUUAGAACCCAUUCAAUUCAAUCAGAAUUCUCUCUGGUUUAUUCCUUUCCAUUCGGACUGUUUUGAGCAGGCUAGACAGGUUAGGAUGUGCACCAGCAUUGUAGACCCAAGCUACUCACUCACCUCUCAUUUAUUCCCAGAAUCCCCACAGUUAUCAUGGUCUGGAGAAACUUCAUCUCCUGGAGGUAAAUACAGCUCCUGUAGAUUUAUCUCGCAUAGAACAACCAGAAAAUCACUCUCCUGCUUUCUUAAUAUCAGCAUUUGAAACCGCUCACUUUGUUUUGGAUUCUCCAUACAUGAUUCUACUGAAAAUAACGUUUAGAUGACCAUUCAUUUAAUACAUAUACUUAUAUAAGGAUGAUUCCUCACAAAACUAGACCACUUUUCUUUUCAUGAAAUGCAAUCCGUAGAAUGUUCCUUUGGAGGAAGGAUUGUUGGGAUAUAUUUGACAUUUAACUUAAAGCAUAAUUGACAAGUAUUUCAUUAAAGUUGAUAUAUUUGUUA
This is a messenger RNA of Oncorhynchus tshawytscha (Chinook salmon), 3192 nucleotides long. Its product is annotated as B-cell CLL/lymphoma 6 member B protein. Bases 145 to 1737 code for a protein of 530 amino acids. Gene Ontology annotation, cellular component: nucleus. The record is from RefSeq and is a predicted model, not a curated record. Lineage: Eukaryota; Metazoa; Chordata; Actinopteri; Salmoniformes; Salmonidae. The transcript has 4 exons.